Cylicocyclus nassatus is the source of this 3763-nucleotide messenger RNA. Lineage: Eukaryota; Metazoa; Nematoda; Chromadorea; Rhabditida; Strongylidae. The record is from the annotation of a GenBank genome assembly.
CAGUGUUUAGUGUAGGUGAGUUUCAGGUAAUACUGUGGAAUGGAACUGUUUGUAGAGCGGAAGAAAAGAGUCCAUGAAAAAAAUGAAAAUGGUCCAUUCGCAAAGGAGCGGAAGGCCAGGGAAGAGGUCCGUGCUGCUAUACCUUUACAUUCACUUGAUCAUGUCAGUACAUUCCUGAAAAUCGUAAGGGAGGAAGAAAAUGUUAUGGGAGAACUUCAACGACUGAACUUUACCACAAAGUUUCCACUUUACGACUAUAAACUCAUCCAGGUACCUAGGGCAAUGUUGAAGGAUGUAGUCGAGGGCCAGAAGCUGGUAUUCCGAGGUGAUAUGGAGGAUUCUCCUGUUCUCUGUACAGAAGAAACCACUUAUUCAAUAAAAGAAGUGGAAACGUCGAACUCUAUGCUGUUGACUCCAACUUUAAAAACAGCGACCGAAGUCGGGGAUACACAAGAAAAGUACAUUACAAAUGUCUCCAUAAAUUCUCUCUGUCACCAUUAUCUCGAGCUAGAAAAGGUACCCUGUGUAACGCCAUUCAGACUACGUGAGUUGUUACAUCAGAAUGAACUUCAUUGGGAUUGGCCGUCUGAAGAUUCCCAAACUAAGACGUAUAGCAUCGAUGACUUGCGAAGUCAUGUGCAAAUGAGUGACGGUGAAAUGUCGAUGAUGCUAAGUAAAAUGCCUGUUGUUGAGCAUCUUGGAAAGAUGCGCUGGCUGUCUUUAGAACUGCGUCGGAAAUUCUUUACUUCGCUCAUAGACGCAUUUGAUGACGAUGCUUACCCAGAAGUUCAAAUUACGGAGCUCACUUUUUCUGCACUCCGUAAUUUUCUUCCUGAAAAUGUCACAGACCAUAUAAUUAAGUGGUUUUUGACUUCAAUGUGCACAAAGUCUGACUCGGACGCUUACAACGUAGAUGCUGGUCCAUUCGUACAUGAAAUUGCGGCUCAUGUCUUGCAAGGUCCAUUCCGAAGGAUUGCGGUCAGAGAUUUCGAAAAAAUGCUGGAUACUGCGUUACCGUGCGGUAUAAAAAUGGAGCCGUCUCACCUCCUUGGCAUAUCGGUACGUUCUGAAGACGUGCGAGAGACGUACAUCUCAUACUUGAGUCCAGAAGACUUGCCAGAAGAUACGCGAGAAAGACUGCGGAUAUUAUUCUCAUUGCAAAAAGCUUGGACCAUCAAUGAGUUAUGCCCGUAUCUUGAAGAUGUCCGUGUGUAUGCGCGAGUUGUAGUCAAGGGCAAACCCUUAUUGGAAUAUUUCGUUGUAGGAUUGAACAGUAGACCGCAUCGAGUUCACAUGGCCGACACACCGUCGGAUGCACUAUGGCGAAUCGCUGCGUUCGCCAUCAUCAUGCUUCUGUCUGGACGUGAUCGAUGGUGGAUUGUGUUCGUGUUGUACUCGAUCUAUCGGCUAACACAAACGGAAUGGUUUGAUCGAAUACGGCAAACGAUACGGCGAGAUUUGAUGGGACUUGCUCUGUUGAUACGGGUAAAACUAGACUGUAGACGACGAUUGAAGGCGAAUCGUCCACUUCACGAAGUAUUUCUAGAACAGGUACGGAAACAUCCGCAAAAGGUUGCUUGCGUGGAAAUCGAAACGGGUCGACGUGUCACUUUUGAAGAAUUGAACAGAAUUUUGAAUAAGUAUGCAAAUUACUUUGAUAGUUUGGGAUACAAGAAAGGCGACGUCGUAGCUAUAUUUAUGGAAAAUAGCAUAGACUUCUUCGCUUUGUGGUUGGGAUUGUCGAAGAUUGGUGUCAUAUCAGCCUUCAUAAAUUCAAAUCUCAAACUUGAACCUUUGGCUUACUCCAUAACGUCUGCGAAUUGCAAAUGUAUCGUUACCACACCGAAGCUAAAGCCAGUUCUUGAUGAGUCUGUGACACAAGGCGUGUUGAACAUCGACAAUAAGGAAGUGUUUGUGACGGAUGGCGCUAUCGAAGGUGCAAAAUCACUAUCGGAUGAAGUUCGAGCUGUUUCAGACAGAGAACCGGUCUGUGAGAAUGUUAACUUUCAAGAUGUGCUUUGCUACGUAUACACUUCGGGCACCACCGGCAAUCCAAAACCUGCCGUCAUCAAGCAUUUCCGAUUUUACUGGAUGGCUAUGGGAGCUUGCAAAUCAUUCCAUAUCACUGGUGAUGAUGUGAUAUACAUAACAAUGCCAAUGUAUCACUCAGCAGCUGGAAUUAUGGGUAUUGGCACUGUAAUUGUGUCUGGAACAACGGCUGUAAUUCGUAAGAAAUUUUCUGCAAGUAACUUCUGGAAGGACUGUGUCAAAUUUGAUUGUACUGCAAGCCAGUAUAUUGGAGAAAUUUGCAGAUACCUGCUCGCUCAAAAACCCUGUGAAGAAGAAAAGCAGCACAAAGUUCGCCUUAUGUGGGGUAAUGGCCUUCGAGCGGAGAUUUGGAAUGAGUUCGUGUCACGAUUUGGUAUAACGAGGAUCGGAGAGUUGUAUGGCUCUACUGAGGGCAAUUCUAAUAUAGUGAAUAUUGACAAUCAUAUUGGAUCUUGUGGAUUUUUCCCAAUUUACCCGUACAUCACUGGACUUUAUCCUAUCCGACUCCUGAAAGUUGAUCAAGAAACUGGAGAGCUUGUUCGAGAUGCGAACGGACUGUGCAUCCCAUGUUGCCCGGGUGAACUUGGUGAAAUGGUUGGUGUGAUAAGGAACAAAGACGUGCUUCUGAAGUUUGAAGGCUAUGUAAACAAAGGUGAUACACAGAAGAAAAUCUAUCGUGAUGUGUUUGAACAUGGCGAUCAGGUCUUUGCAAGUGGUGAUAUCUUAUAUUGGGAUAAGCUAGGAUAUUUAUAUUUCAAAGACCGGCGCGGUGACACUUUCAGAUGGAAAGGUGAGAACGUCUCUACGACGGAAGUUGAAGGAAUUCUCCAACCGCUGAUGAGUGUCGUCGAUGCGACAGUGUACGGUGUGGAAGUAGGAAAGAAUGAAGGUCGAGCUGGAAUGGCGGCUGUGGUUCUUGCUGAAGGAAUCGAUGUUGAAAAAUUCUUGCUUGAAACAGCGAAGAGGCUAAUAGCGAAUCUUGCUGGUUAUGCCAUACCCGUAUUUAUUCGUCUUUGUAAGGAGGUGGAUCGUACGGGUACGUUCAAGCUGAAAAAAAUCGAUCUCCAAAAACAAGGAUUUGAUCUGAAAUUGUGUAAAGGAGAUCCAGUGUACUACUGGAAUGCUGCGGUGAAAGGAUACUCGUUACUGGACGCAAAAAUGCAGAACGAUAUAGAAACAGGCGUUUAUAAUCGACUUUAGACGAGUUCUCACCUCUCUGCCUUCAACCUCCGAGUAUUGAUACAGGUUAUUAUGCGAUAUAUGUUGAGUAUUCGUUUUGAAAAAGUGCACAUUCUUUCGGAUAUCCACUAUCGGUCCAAAGCUCGCUUUCUCUUAUGCGUGUGAUGUGCAUUUUUCAUCUUAUGGCCUCAUUUGCAUUGUUUUUCUUUGAACCAGUCCUUCCCAUAUCAUGCCAAGACCGCCAUAUACCUCAACAAUUUACUUUUUAUCUCUAAUUUUUUAUUGCGUUGUUUUGAAUCGCUCAAAUUGCCAUUCCUACUUACAUUCCGUGCCUUAAUAAGUGAUUUGCUCAGUAUGUGACUUUAAUAUCAAUGAUUCGUAGCAUUUCCCUCUUCUUAUGCUGCAAAUAGUGCAAUAGAAAACUAGUAUUCACACUAGUUAUCGUUAGAUUAGUAGGCAGUUUUUGUAUGUCUGAGAAUAUUUCGUUUAGUCGUGUACAAACGGUGUGAUAAAACCGUUACAUGAUAUUUUUGUG